Messenger RNA from Zea mays, 2534 nucleotides. RefSeq lists its product as uncharacterized. Lineage: Eukaryota; Viridiplantae; Streptophyta; Magnoliopsida; Poales; Poaceae. The coding region runs from base 349 to 2370 and encodes 673 amino acids. The record is from RefSeq and is marked predicted. The transcript has 3 exons.
GGCAUACUACCUUAUAUACUAUCGAAGAAAAGGGGAUCGGAAUCGAGGAGCUUCCUACACUCCUUUAGUCGAAUCCCAAGAAUGUUCUGGAUUUGAUAUAUUGACCAGUGUGGCUUUCUCCAUUCCAGCCUGUCUGCGGUACUUAGGACCAACUUUAUCUUGGCCUAUCACCAAGGUAGCACCCGCUGGUUCAUAGUUCUAAACUUACAAAACAAUUCCAACAUUGUGAUUUCUGUACCGCAUAGGCUCUGAGGAGAUCUACACAUCCUCAUACAAAACAAUUCCAACAUUGUGAUUCCAGCCUGUCUGCGGUAUUGAGAACUUUGUGCCCUGUCCUUGUUGUCUCUCAUGGGCACCUCAAAAUGUUUCUUGUUUAUGAGGAUCCUUAUCUUGACUACCAUGGCUAUAUCAGCUGCCAUGAAUGCUACAAUCAUUGGGACACUAGUAACUAAGAGGGACUACAAGUUUGCUGAGCUCAUGAGACUCCCUGACACAUUUCUUAUGUUGUUUGUUCUGCUGUGCUUUGACUUUUCAAUAUAUUUGUCAUUCAAGAUAUUGUGGUCUGCAAGAACUUCAGUAGAUCAGAAAAUAUGUUCACAGGUCUUGUUGGAGAGUGGUCAUGGUUACAAAGUUGGGAACAAAAGGAACCCCCUAACAGAUCAUUUACUUGGAGAGUUAGAGGAUACUACCAAAACAACAGGAAUUGGGCGUGACCCAGUUAUGGACUCUGAAUGUGAAACUACCUUACAAAAGCAAGUCAUGGUCUUCGAUCAGCAGGAUGAAACAUUUGACAUCGGAGAGACACCCUUGUCCAAGACAUCCAAGGAUCAUUUGGGUCAAACUGUUGGUAAAGAAACUCCAGUUUCUGAGGCCUUACAUGUUGACACUACUGAUUCAUUGUCGUUCCAUGAUUCACUUUUCCUCUCUAAGCAUGGAUGUAUUGCAAGGAAUCCCAUUCUUCCUUAUAGACAAGUUUCAACUCCUAAGUUCCAUUCAGUCAAGAAUAUGCUUGACAUGAUAGAUUAUCUUGCUGUUGAAGGUUUUGCUAAUGGAGAAGUUGUAAGGGAUGAUGUUUCUGCUGCCUUAAGUCAACAAGUUGCCGAAUUGAUAUCCAUAAGAUGUAAUGAGAUAAACAACACAGUGAGAUUUUGUAAUGAAUAUGCUAGUAGCAUGAAAUCGAAAGUUCAAGUGGUUUUUCCUUCACACCACCAGUUUGCUGACAUUCUUGAUGACUUCUGGGGGAAUUUGUUUGACCUGCAUGGUAAUUUGACAGAAAAAGGAAAUGCCAUAAGGUUGGACCUUCUUAUUGGGCUGGAUGUUGAGGAGAUCAAAAGCUGCCCGUGCUAUUUUGAUGUACUACCUGGGGGACUAUGUGAUCCUUUGAAGCUAAAUUUAGGUAACAUGGGGCUACCACCUUUGUUUAGAAUCAUUAAUAACAUGUGCCCUGAACAUGGAAAUUGCACAUUGCCUGCUGUUGUGGCAUUCAGAAGGCGCAUCAUGGACACAUUCCUCACGGAGGAUCCUAGUCUGUUGAAGGAUGAGAAGGUAUCAUAUUUUCCUAUGGACAAUGAAGUACAAUAUGAAGUUCCCAUAUACAAAAACUUGGACAUGGUUGCUCAAUCCAUUGGCAUGGGAAGUCCAUUGGAGGAGUUGAACAAAAUGGAAGUUUUGGUUCAAAAAUGUCCAUCACAGCAAGUAGCUCAUCAGGCUUCCAAGACAAAUGUUUAUUUCUCCUACAAUGAAUUGAAAGGGCUACUCUUGAAUUCUUUUCGGGUUUGUAUUCUGAAUAUAUCGGAAAUUGAGAAAGCUGAUUGGCUGUUUCAGAAUAGAGGCGGGUAUGACGAGAAGCUAGUGGGCUUGGCUGCUGAAAUGGUGAUAUUUGGAGAUAUACAUCCAAGCGGGGUAUUCUGUCCGAAUGCAGUAGUUGGUCCCGAUGGUAAAAUAUUCAACCUGUGCACCUCAACCCUUGGUUGUGGAGAUGGAUGUAUGUGGCUACCUACUCUCCUUAUUAGCUUUGGUGUUUGGUGCAUUUCUAGAAUGCUUGAAGUGCUUCCUUCGGCAAAGAAACCUUUGCUUUUUGGGAAGUAUAGUAGGGUUCUCAAUCGACUUCAGGGCAUUCUGGAUCCAGCAUUCUUGAAGCCUGUUCAACCUGUCUCCAUAUGCCCGUGCACCAAGAGCGUCCCAGUCGUGAGACUGCCUGAUGGAAGCCAACGUAUCAGCGUGGAAGCUGUGCUGGAGAUGCUGAUGGAAGUUGAGGCCACCAUCUACGGUGUGAGGCACGCUGGAGUCUAUGGCAGGGAGAAGAAAAGCCUGAAAUCUGUUCUGGACCGCUAUAAGCUCCGGCUCUCCGAGGUGGCAUCUCAGGAGUAGGAUUUCCUUCAUAUUAGAUCGACAUAAUAAUAAUAAAAUAAAAAGCUGAACUCUCCAGCUAUGGUCACAGAUUUCUGUAUGUCUCUUAUCUAUAAGCUAUGGUAAUAAUGUUAUGCUACAUGGUAUGGGCUUGUGAACCGAGACUAAUAAUUUGACAAUUCCUG